AUGGUGAAAGUCCCUAAAACUCGCCGGACUUUCUGUAAGAAGUGUGGCAAGCACCAGCCCUACAAAGUGACCCAGUACAAGGGAAAGGACUCUCUGUAUGCCCAGGGAAAGCGGCGUUAUGACAGAAAGCAGAGUGGCUACAGUGGGCAGACUAAGCCUAUAUUCCAGAAAAAGGCUAAAACUACAAAGAAGAUUGUGCUGAGGCCUGAGUGUGUUGAGCCCAACUGCAGAUCUAAGAGAAUGCUGGCUAUUAAGAGAUGCAAGCAUUUUGAACUGGGAGGAGAUAAGAAGAGAAAGAGCCAAGUGAUCCAGUUCUGAGCCAAUUUUGCUAUGAAGACAAUAAAAUGUGAUUAUGUUCA
Jaculus jaculus (lesser Egyptian jerboa) is the source of this 359-nucleotide messenger RNA. Its product is annotated as 60S ribosomal protein L36a-like. Gene Ontology annotation, cellular component: cytosolic large ribosomal subunit; ribosome. Bases 1 to 318 code for a protein of 105 amino acids. NCBI's taxonomy places the organism in Eukaryota, Metazoa, Chordata, Mammalia, Rodentia, Dipodidae. Gene Ontology annotation, molecular function: structural constituent of ribosome. The transcript has a single exon. The record is from RefSeq and is a predicted model, not a curated record. Gene Ontology annotation, biological process: translation.